Molecule: messenger RNA, 3739 nt
Organism: Labrus mixtus (cuckoo wrasse)
Lineage: Eukaryota; Metazoa; Chordata; Actinopteri; Labriformes; Labridae
Gene: rhbdl3
Product: rhomboid, veinlet-like 3 (Drosophila)
Exons: 9
Coding region: 746-1945 (399 amino acids)
Cellular component (GO): membrane
Molecular function (GO): calcium ion binding; serine-type endopeptidase activity
Source: RefSeq, a predicted model, not a curated record
ACUCUCGGUGCCUGAGAGGACGCAUGCAGCUGGAGCUAGAGUCCCAGUCGGCGUCUCCUGGAGCUGAACCGAACCAUCCCGGCGGAGGCGUUUCGGUGUGUUCCUGCCUCCUCUUUGAAGCCUCCCUUCUGCGCGCGGCGAAGAGAGCAGCUGUCCCCCCGCGCUCGCGCCGCCGGCAGAGAGCCGCGUGCCAGAUGGAUGUGCGCUCUCUACUGCGUCGCAUCUCUCCAAGUGUGAAGACUCUUUCUGCCAACGUGUGUCCCUUUGCUUCUCAAACUUGGACUGCUGCCUCGGUUCGUGGCGAGAAAACGUCCAGGGCUCUCUCCCCUCCAGCUCUGCAGCUCUGCACCUCCGUCUCUGCUGACUAACAAGACCGUGAAAUGGAUUGUAUAGCUCAGUAGCCUACUAUUACUCAACUAUCAACAAACCAACUUUUCCUCUGCAGAUGUCCGUCAGGUCUGUGUGGAAGACGGUUCACUGGGAUUGACCAGGAGACGCUUAGACACAUUUCUUUGAUUUUUGGUCUAUUAUCUCACCUGGAGUAAUCUGACCAUAAAAAAAAACCAAUCCAAGAACCUGAUUGAAGACGUUACAGGAGCGGGCACGAUGCUCAGCUUUCUUGACUCUUGCGAGGGCUUGACGCACGCGGGGAGCGAAAUGAGACUGUGUACACUAUGUUGAAUCAUUCCUGAGGAACCGAGUCGCUUCUCUCCGCGGGGUGUUUGUGGAGCACGGCAGCCGGAGGAUGACGAGCGGGACCCGGGAGACGCCGGUGAACUCUUCCCCGGCGGUGGCGGCCAACGCAGAGGGCGAGGAGAUCGAGGUUUUGGAAAGCACCGACGUCCUGCCUGUGGCUCCAGAGGACUAUGACCCAGACAGCUCAGGCUUCAUCAGCACAGAGCGGUUCAGGGACCUGCUGGCGACCCACGGCUCGGAGCUCGACCCCCACAAGCUGGAAGUUCUGUUGGCUCUCGCCGACGGCAACGCAGACGGAAAGAUCUGCUACCAAGACUUUGUCAACCUGAUGAGCAACAAGCGUUCCAACAGUUUCCGGAGGGCGAUCCUUCAGGGCAGCAGGCAGCUGAAAGGCUGCAGCCUGAGAGAUGAGGUGGGCCUGGGUCUGCCCCAGAGGCUCGUCCGACAUGUCGCUUACGAGACGCUGCCCCGUGAGGUCGACCGCAAGUGGUACUUUGACAGCUACACCUACUGCCCACCUCCCUGGCUCAUCCUGGUCAUCACUAUUGCUGAGGUAGCCGUGUUCAUGUACUACGGGUUCCAGCUGGACCGCCUGGUCCUGCAGGUGUCCAGUCCGUCUUUCCUGAAGAGCCCCUUACCUUACCACCCUCAGCUGCGGGCCCAGGCCUGGAGAUACCUCAGCUACAUUUUCAUGCACACUGGGAUUGAACACCUGAGUCUGAACAUGGCCAUGCAGCUGCUGGUGGGAGUCCCUCUAGAAAUGGUUCACGGCGCCCUGAGGAUCGGACUGGUCUAUGUGUGUGGUGUGCUAGCAGGGUCACUGGCGGUGUCUGUCACCGAUAUGACGGCUCCCGUGGUCGGGUCAUCUGGAGGAGUCUACGCUCUGGUCUCUGCACAUUUGGCCAAUGUAGUAAUGAAUUGGUCGGGAAUGAAGUGUCAGUUUAAGUUAUUCCGGAUGGCCAUGGCUCUCGUCUGCAUGAGCGUAGAGUUCGGUCGGGCGGUGUGGCUGCGCUUCUACCCUCCGGCAUUCCCUCCUUGCCCCAACCCCAGCUUCGUAGCUCACCUGGGAGGGGUGGUGGUGGGUCUGACUCUGGGUGUUGUAGUCCUACAGAACUACGAGCAGCGGCUCCAGGAGCAGUCCCUGUUUUGGAUCUUCUUCAGUGUCUACACCCUGUUUGUGCUUUGCGCUGUGUUCUGGAACAUCUUUGCCUACAGCUUGCUUGACGUGCGGCUCCCUCCACCACCGUGACUUGAUAUUAGUCCACUGUCUGUAAAUCCUUGACUGCCUGCGUGGAUGAGCCUACUCAACCCUUUGUGUUCUGAGCCUCAUCGUGGGGGGGGGGGGGGGGGGGUCAGAGCCGUCUGAUGGGCUCCUGACAUGCAGCAGAUUUUUGUGGUCAGUCUCAUCAUAACCUCAGCCCUUCUGCUUCGUUCCUGCUAACAUCCUUCACCUGCUCUUUGUCUGGAUCUCUGUUGGACGUUUGUCUCAAGAGUGUCGGCCAGUGUGGGACAUAUGUUAACAUCACUGCGUUGACUAAUGAGAAGCCUCGGAGCUAACACAGUAUUGUCUACAUGGCUUAACCUUCUCUGCCUCUUCCUCCUCAAUCCAACAGUGCCUUCUCAUGGAGACGUCCGCCUGAUGAAAGUAUUUCUGCAAAGUUGCCUCUUUUGCUUACUCAGUGUAGUGAAACCCUGCAGUAUCACCACCGAUUUUAGGUCACAGAAGUACCUGGAAAUCCUGUAAUCUACCUGCAGCAUCAUCAUCAGUAUGAGGUAGAAGGUCAAGGCUUAGUCAGUGUUUUGUCAUCAUUACAAGCAGCUCAAAAGCAUAAGAGUGUAGAUUUGACAGACCGCAGCACAGCUAAACAUCUCUAAGGUCCACAACAUGGAGAGAACAGAGUAAAUAACAGCAACCCUUCAAAGGUUAUUAGAAAUGUACCUUUGGGGGAGAGUGUGGCUUAUGUAUUCAGUGCUGCCUUCAGGAUCUGGCACUUCCCCAGAGAAGGAUUUAUUUGAACCUUUAACUUGUGUCUUUGCCUUUUUUAUGUGUGCUUGUGUGCGUAAGGAAAGACACAAUUGUUACCAGUGUGUGUGUGUACGGAUUAGAAGAGAAGUACAAGUGCCAUUCAGACUUUAAGCUUUCUAAAAUGAUGCCAAAACAAAGGGAUGAGCACACCCCAGGACAGGAAUUGCUUUUGUGUAAGAGAAAAAUCUUAUAAUUUUCACAGGAUUAAGUUGAAUGUAACAAAUGAUGUUUGUGAUCUCUGAAGAAUCUUUCACUAACGCUCUUAAGUGAACCAAGAAAAUGCAGUCAAAUUGUUGUCAUUUUGUGUUCCCCUCGGCCAUUUACAGCGAUUUGUACAAUGACUGAAAAUAAGGAUGAAGUGUCAAUAUGUUUUAUUUAUGAAUUAAUCAGUUGAUGGAUUAAGGAAAGUGGGACUAAGCUAAUGAAAACAUAAACUACAUCUGGGGCAUUCUGAAUAAAACAAGUAUUUUUCUCAUUACCAAACGCAGAGGGGCACACAUGCCUGACCUCGACCACAUCGGGGCCGGGGGUUGUUUGCCUGUUAUUUGAGUCAGUGACGGGGCAGAGAGGUCAUAGUUCAUGUCGUAACUUUGAUUGUUAAUUGAUUGAAUCGGGAUAGAAAAACGACCCCAGCCUGAAGCUGUGAGUCUCUAACUGUACUGUACUUUAACCUCAUGUUACUCUGGUAACUGCUUCGCACAAACAUGAUUAAUAUAAUGUAAUUAUAUACAGAUUAAUAUUUUAACAUGCUUUGGCAGUGUGUUUUUUUUUUUUUUUUUACUCUGUGAGACCAGUAUGUUGUGCAAAGAGGUUUGUCAGUUUGUUGUGAAAUGUUAGUUGUAUCCUGUAUGUGUCCUAUUUAAAAAGAUGGUUUGGGAUUGUAUAUAUUAAGGGCUAUGACAUAAUAAAAACUGAGGGAGGGGUAAAUUGCUGGUAAUAUUUUAACAUUGUGCAUAUUUUGUAGAUUUGAUAUGUACAUACUGGAGUACAUUAAACAGUUUUAUAUAGAACACAAAA